Striga hermonthica is the source of this 1521-nucleotide messenger RNA. Lineage: Eukaryota; Viridiplantae; Streptophyta; Magnoliopsida; Lamiales; Orobanchaceae. The record is from the annotation of a GenBank genome assembly.
AUGGUUGCCGGAGAGAGAGAAACCGCCGCCAUAGACAUCCCCGCAGCACCACAACUGUCGGCCGACGGCGAUGGAACAGUACAAGCAUCAUCACCGGCUGUUACGGGAUCACACACUCAGCAGAAACCGGGAGACCCGACAUGCGAGCAACCAGAGUCCGAAGCUCCUUCAUCUCCAAACGUCAAACACGGCAAGAAAAUCCCUCUUCUUCCCCUUGUCUUCAUCAUAUUCUACGAGGUCUCGGGAGGACCCUUUGGCAUCGAGGACACCGUCAACGCUGCUGGCCCACUUCUCGCUCUCGUUGGCUUCUUAAUAUUCCCGCUGAUAUGGAGCGUCCCGGAGGCCUUAAUCACCGCCGAGAUGGGCACCAUGUUCCCCGAAAACGGUGGCUACGUGGUCUGGGUUUCCUCUGCCUUAGGCCCAUUUUGGGGAUUUCAGCAGGGCUGGAUGAAGUGGCUGGGUGGGGUCAUCGACAAUGCCCUUUACCCCGUCCUAUUCCUCGACUACCUCAAAUCCGGAAUACCCGCCCUCGAAAGCGGCUGGCCUAGGGUCCUAGCCGUCAUUGUCCUAACGCUCCUCCUAACCUACAUGAACUACCGAGGCCUAACCAUAGUCGGUGGCAUUGCUAUAGCGCUCGGCAUAUUCUCCAUUCUACCCUUCCUCGUCAUGGGAUUCAUCUCCAUACCCAAAAUAAAGCCGAGGAGAUGGCUAGCCGGAGACGUUCACCACGUCGACUGGAAUUUGUACCUCAACACGCUCUUUUGGAACCUCAACUACUGGGACUCGGUCAGCACAAUAUCCGGCGAGGUCAAGAACCCGAAAAGGACCCUCCCGAGAGCCCUAUUUUACGCCCUCGUACUCGUCGUCCUCGCCUACUUCUUCCCCCUGCUGACGGGGACCGGCGCCGUCCCCCUGCAGCGGGACCGGUGGACCGAUGGAUACCUUGCUGACGUGGCAGAGGCCGUCGCCGGUUCGUGGCUGGGGUGGUGGGUCCGGGCGGCCGCCGCCGCCGCCAACGUGGGCAUGUUUGUGACGGAGAUGAGCGCCGACUCGUUCCAGCUGCUCGGGAUGGCCGAGCGGGGGAUGAUCCCGGAGCUCUUCGCCAGGCGGUCGAAGCACGGGACCCCGACAGUCGGGAUCCUGCUGUCGGCAUCGGGUGUGUUCGUGCUGUCGUGGAUGAGUUUCGACGAUAUUGUAGCGGCUGAGAACUUCCUCUACUGCUUCGGGAUGGUGCUGGAGUUUGUGGCCUUUGUGCGGCUCCGGAUGGUGGCGCCACGGGCACAGCGGCCAUACAGGGUGCCUGUGGGGACCGUUGGGGCUGCGGUCAUGUGUGUGGCUCCAACGGCCCUCAUAUGCGCCGUGCUCUACUUUUCGACGCUUAGGGUUUUUGCGGUGAGCGUGGCUGCAAUUGUGGUUGGGCUCGUUUUGCAGCCGUGUAUGAGGUAUACUGAGAGGAAGGGGUGGCUUAGGUUCUCGACCAGCCAGGACCUUCCGGAUAUUCGGUUUCGGGAAGCUCGGUGA